This is a messenger RNA of Dipodomys ordii (Ord's kangaroo rat), 984 nucleotides long. RefSeq names its product olfactory receptor 51I2-like. Gene Ontology annotation, biological process: G protein-coupled receptor signaling pathway. The transcript has 3 exons. Lineage: Eukaryota; Metazoa; Chordata; Mammalia; Rodentia; Heteromyidae. Gene Ontology annotation, molecular function: olfactory receptor activity; G protein-coupled receptor activity. Gene Ontology annotation, cellular component: membrane. The record is from RefSeq and is a predicted model, not a curated record.
AUGAAUCCUAAAGUUAAAGCAUUCCCUUUGUAUGAUGAGAAGCUCCAAUUAUCAGGCUUGGUGGGCUGGGCUGGGGACCAAUUUUCAGUUUUGAAUGAUGAAGAAGUUGAGAUGAUUGUUCUCUUGCUGCAGACAUCCUGGGCUCCUACAGUUGGGGACAACAGCCAGCGUGAGUACCUGGUACCCCAACACUCUCCUUCUCCACUCUUCAGUCAGAUGACUGCCAACAUCUCAGGCCCAGAUGGAGAUGUCAUUAAGUAUAGGCUGAGUCCAUUUCCCUUAUUGGCUGUGCUCUGCUUUGACCAGCGGCUCAUUGGCUUCAACGCUUGCUUGAUUCAGAUGUUUUUCUUGCACUCUUUCUCUGUGGUCGAGUCCUCGGUCCUCCUGGCCAUGUCAUUUGACCGCUUUGUGGCCAUCUCCAACCCUUUGCACUAUGCCGCCAUCCUCACAAAUACCAUCAUCAUCAGGAUUGGGAUGGCCAUUGUGGCUCGAGCCACUCUGUCCCUCUUCCCAGUACCCUUCUUGCUGAAACGACUCAACUUUUGCCCUGGUAAGAUUCUCUUGUCCCACUCGUUCUGCUUCCAUGCUGAUGUCAUGAAAAGGGCUUGUGCGGACAUUACCGUCAACAUCCUGUAUGGGUUGUAUGUGGUUCUGUCCACAGUGGGUGUAGACUCCUUGCUCAUCGUCCUGUCCUACGCCCUUAUUCUCCACACGGUGAUGGGGCUGGCCUCUCCUAGGGAGCGUGUUUGAGCUCUCAACACCUGCGUUUCUCAUAUCUUAGCGGUUCUGGUCUUCUACAUCCCAGUCAUAGGUGUAUCCAUGAUCCAUCGUUUUGGAAGACACCUACCCCACAUUGUACAUUCUCUUGUUGCCUAUGUGUAUCUGGUGGUUCCUCCUGUACUCAAUCCCAUUAUCUACAGUGUCAAGUCCAAGCACAUCAGGAAAGCCAUGCUGAAGGUGCUUAGAAGAAAAGGCCAGAACUGA